AUGAUUGAAAGAGCAUUCAAUUUAGCUGCACAAAAGUUGGGAUUUGAAUUUGUUGUAAAGAAAUUCGAUAGCAUUUCUGAUGGAAGAAAGUUUUUGAAGACACAAACUGACGGGAAUUCAAGCUUGUUCUAUGCUGAAAUCCCAGGAGGCACAAUUUUGCUGCACCAUGUUGAGGAGAAAGACACGUUUCCUGCCCAGUUUGGACGUGAGGUUCUGGCAGGGUUGCUUAAUAUGGCAGAUAAUGCAGACUGGAGGAAUCGCAAACAUAACAAAGAUGAAGAGAUGAAAAUCGUUGAAGAUUUCAAGGACCGAUUUCAAGAAUAUGAUCCAAACCGUUGA
This is a messenger RNA of Lathyrus sativus (Indian pea), 339 nucleotides long. Lineage: Eukaryota; Viridiplantae; Streptophyta; Magnoliopsida; Fabales; Fabaceae. The record is from the annotation of a GenBank genome assembly.